This is a messenger RNA of Apis cerana (Asiatic honeybee), 2019 nucleotides long. RefSeq names its product ATP synthase, gamma subunit (gene ATPsyngamma). NCBI's taxonomy places the organism in Eukaryota, Metazoa, Arthropoda, Insecta, Hymenoptera, Apidae. The record is from RefSeq and is a predicted model, not a curated record. Gene Ontology annotation, biological process: proton motive force-driven ATP synthesis. Gene Ontology annotation, molecular function: proton-transporting ATP synthase activity, rotational mechanism.
AAUUUUUUUCAUUUUUUAUCAUAUUGUAAUAAAUCGUGCGGUGAGUUUAAUUCAUUAUAAUAAAUAAAAUGUAAAGUAGUUAUUUUAAUAAAUUACUAGAUAAAAAAAUGAAUAAUAAAAAGUAAAUAUUCAAUAAAGAAAAUUAAUUUCAAAUAUAAUUAAAUAUAAUAAAUAAUAUCCAUUAUGAUUAUAUAAAUCAGAUAAUAUUUCCUACUAAAAGAUGAUUCUUAUUAAAAAAUAAUCAAAAAUAUUGUUAUUACUAAUAUUAUUAUAUAAUAUUAGUAUCUGUUUUUAUCUUUUUUUAAUUUUUAUUAGUUUUAAAUUCAAUUUUUAUUCUACAGUUAUUCUCAAAAACUUAGUAAGACAAAUAACUGUUAAAAAUAACAAUUAUUACUUUAUAAUAUAAUAAAUUAUAUUAAAUAAAUUAAUAUUAGUAAUUGAUGUAAUAUUAAUAUUAUAAUACUAACAUAUUUAUAUUAUAAUGCUAUAAUAAAUAUAAUUAAAAAAUUAUAUAAUAUAGUAAUAAUAAGGAAUAUUCAAUUCCAAAAUGUUUUCUAAUCAUAUGAAAACACUUGUGCAACUUGUUGUACAACAACAGCAACAUCAACGUGGUAUGGCAACUCUUAAAGCCAUUUCUAUAAGAUUAAAAUCUGUAAAAAAUAUUCAGAAAAUUACUCAAUCAAUGAAAAUGGUAUCUGCUGCUAAAUAUAAUAGAGCAGAAAGAGAUUUAAAACAAGCAAGACCUCUUGGUGUUGGUACAAAAAUCUUUUAUGAACAAGCUGAAAUUCAAGCUCCGCCAGAAGAUGAAAAAAAACUUGUAGUAGCAAUAACAAGUGAUCGUGGAUUGUGUGGUGCUGUACAUACUGGAGUUUCUCGUAAUAUUAGAGAUUCUCUUUUAGCAGAUCCCAAAGAACGUGAAAAUACAAAAAUUAUAUGUGUUGGUGAAAAAUCACGAGCAAUUUUGUCACGAUUGUUUGCUAAUAAUAUAUUAUUUGUUGCAUCUGAAGUUGGUCGUAAACCACCUACAUUUAAUGAUGCUGCCAAAGUAGCAAUUGAAAUCAUGAACAGUGGAUAUAGUUUUGGUUCUGGUCGUAUUGUUUAUAAUAGAUUCAAAUCUGUAGUAUCAUAUAGUGUUGAUCAAUUACCUCUUUUUGAUAAAAAUGCAGUAGUCAGUGCACCAAAAUUAUCUUUAUAUGAUUCUUUGGAUGAAAAUGUAAUUCAAAGCUAUUUAGAGUUUUCUCUAGCCUCUUUAUUAUUUUAUUCAAUGAAAGAAGGUGCUUGUAGUGAACAAUCAAGUCGAAUGACUGCUAUGGAUAAUGCUAGCAAGAAUGCAGGAGAAAUGAUAGAUAAAUUAACUCUGACGUUCAAUCGUACUCGACAAGCUGUAAUUACUAGAGAAUUAAUUGAAAUCAUUUCUGGUGCUGCUGCUUUGGAUUAAAAAAAAAAUAUUUAUGAAAAAAUUUAUACAUUAUAGUGUUGUGAAGUAGAACAUAAUUAUUGAUCAUUGAUGAUUAUACCAUUAUUAAAAGGAAAAAAAUUCAAUUUCGAAAUUAAUUUGAAUGAAAUCCAAUCAAAUUGUUCAUUGGAAUAUUUAUAAUAUUAUAAUUUAUAAUAUACUUUAUAUUAUAUUAAAACUGCCAAAUAAAAUAGAUAAUUCUAUUAACUUUGUAUUAUUACAUAUAUUAUCAUAUUUAUAAAUAUCAUAUUAAUAAAAUUAUAAUAUAAAAUUAAAUGUGAGAACAUUAAUUAAUUAAAAAUUCUUAAAAUAAUUUCAAAUAAUGUUUUUCUUUUCAAAAUCUUUCGUUACGGCUUUGUUAACAAAUUUCAGAGUUAAUAAAAAACACUAGCCGAUCAUGAAGCACAUAAAUUAGUUGCAUUGUUCGAUCAACGAACAAGUUUAAACAACAUAUAUCGAAGAAAAUCUAUCGAACAUAAUAAAUAUUUUUUUAAUGAAAAAAAAUUAUCAAAUUAUAUCUUAUUCAGAAACAAUAAAUAAAUAAAUUAAUUACUAUUAAGACA